Mytilus trossulus (common blue mussel) is the source of this 3134-nucleotide messenger RNA. RefSeq lists its product as uncharacterized. The record is from RefSeq and is a predicted model, not a curated record. Lineage: Eukaryota; Metazoa; Mollusca; Bivalvia; Mytilida; Mytilidae. The transcript has 12 exons. The coding region runs from base 93 to 2846 and encodes 917 amino acids.
GUAUGUUCUCAUUUUACCUCACAAAGUACUUUUGUCGUCUGCUCACAUCAAAAAAAUAAUAUUGACAGAUUGAAGAAGAACAGGAUGUGAAAAUGUCUCGAAUGUACUUCAAUCAAGUGUCGUCACGAGAGCUUUUUAAUGGUGGAAGAGAUAAAAGGAACAGUCAAAUAAGUGAUAAUGGUUCACAACAUUUAUAUCAAAACUCACAGAUAGAAUUUUCAGAGAAUUCCCAAGAUGCAACCUAUUCCCAGCCUCUGUCAGGAGAAAGUGGAUCACAGUCACAAGGAACACAAGGAAGAAGAGUAUUUGACAGAUUUAUGACAAAAAGAACAAAUUCGGAGACAUCUUUCAGAUCUACCCCUGCAAAGCCAUCUACUGGAUACAAUCCUGCAGUGUCAUUACCAGUGAAGCAACAGAUAAGAUCAAAUUUCCAACAACAAGUACUGAUCAAUAAAACAAAGGCUAAAGAAAGAGAUGAUAGAGAGAUGUAUGAAUCAGUAGUUAACACUGUCAAAGAAUGUUCAGAUGAAAUGAGAGGAAGCAUUAAAAUGUUUCAACAAAACAUGGAACAGAUGUCUGAUGUAUCUCAUGAGAAGUUCAGUGCUAUGACUAACUCAGUGUUUGAUGUUUUGAAUGACAACUUCAAGAAAAUGAUUGAAACAAUGCAAGACAGAGAUCAAGAGAUUAACAAGAUGCAAGAUUUGGAAAGAGAAAUCUUUGUGAGAGACGCUAAGAUAGAAGAACUUAAUAACAUGAUGGAAAAACAGCAGUCAGAGAAAGAGAACCAGCUUGUUGACAGUUUGAGAAGUGUAAUGACUUCGCUUCACCAAGAAACUAUUGGUGACAUCAAGAAGAUUGGUGAUACAGUAAUGGUCAACACUAACAACCAAUGCCAGCUUAAAGAUAGUCACAAACAGCAAAAGGAUCUGAUGGAAAAACACUACCAUGAAUAUAAAAAUAUUCAGAGUGUAAGACAUGAGGAUAUCAAAAGAGGAGUAAUGAAUGAACUACAACAAUUAAGACAGGAUUUAGAAAGUCACACAAGGCAGCUUGAAGAUUUUUAUUGUAAGGAAUUAUCUACAACUCACUAUAAAGGUAUGAAGGAAAUGCAGUACCACAUCAGCACUGGAUUAGAAAAACAUACUCAUCAAAUUAGAGAUGAUUCAAGAGAAAUGUGUAACUAUCAAAUCAAUGAGAUUAAAGGAUUAUGUAAAUACCAACAGGAAGCUCACAAAACUCUUAUGAAAACUCAAACGCAGGAACAAGCUAUGAUAAGGAAGCAUGAAAAUGAACAAUUAGCAAAACAGAUUGAGAUGAUAACGCUGAAGACCAUGAGUGAGAUCAGCAACAAACAAACUUCAGAUAGACAUACACAAAAUAUUAUCCCAAAAACAGUUACAAAAGGUGUUCAAGAGCAAUUGGAUAAAAUGUUUGAAAGAUACAAUGACGAUUUUUUUAAAAUGAGGACCCAAAUGGAAAUAGUGGCAGCCAAGAAGAAUUCUUACUUUGCAGAAUCAGCAAUUGAGCCAGUCUCUUUGGAAAAUUCAGUACAAAGAAGUCAGGAUAUAUGUUCCAAGGUUUCUAAUAUUGAACCAAACAGAAAAAGUAAUAUAUUAUCCGAUAGUAAUAGAAUUUUUCAGUACAAUGAUAGUAACAAGAAAAACUUUACUUUUGUGUCACCAAGUUACAGGGGGGACAUGUGGAACAGCACCAAAUCUAUGUUCUCUAAAACUAACCCUUCACCUGUGGCAGCAGUAAUUCCCCAGCCACAAAUUAAUGAAAACUUGUCAAAGAAAAAACAACCAGUCAGGGAGAAUAACAAGAAGAGUCGGAGAAAGAGAAAGGCACAUGGAGAGCCAUCAAGAAAAUCUCAAAGAUUAAACAGAACUUGCAGUGAUGCAGACUAUGAUACCAGUGAUGCUUCUCAAACUUAUAGACUUUCUCAAGAUCUACAAGCAGUUAGAAAUGAUUCUGAGAGAGAGAAAAAUCAGCGGUCAUAUUCAAGUUCAUUGCCAUUGGAUGAAUCUCAAAUUGGAGACAAAGAGUGCAUUGGAAAGCAGCAUGGAAAACAUGAUGAUGUCAGAAAUACAAACAGCUCUGUAUUCAAACAACCAUACUCCUCUCACAAAUUGCAUAAAGAUACAGACCAUGGCUUUAGUAGUUUUAUACCAAACAGAAAUGAAAAUAAAGAAGCAAAAGUUACACCAUUCUCUACAAACUCCAUGAGCAGAGAAAAACAGUUAACACAGUUUGACAAAAUACUUCCUGUAAGACCAAACACAUAUUCCACCACCAACCUCAGAAGAUCCACUCCAAGUGUUGUUAAUUCUUUGCAACCUAUAAGGAGAUUUUCGCAGCAAAGGGAUAGCAAUAAAUUUAACGGAAAUAUUAAACCCAACCACACUUCUGGAUUACAACAGAAAAAUGGGAGUGUCUAUGACUUCAAUGAUUCCCCUGCAGGCAGUACAAGAACUGUAAAUGAGAUAAAGCAGAGGGACAGAUAUACCAUAAACAGACAAGAGUCAGCUACUGAAAGUAGCAGAGAAUCAUCACCAUCUUUGUCAAUAACAAAAAUAAUGAUUCAGAGAAAAGUGAAAAAUCGAAAAAGACAACAAACUAGCACUCCUCUUCAAAAAGAUGGAUUUCAAACUUUAUCUCAAAGAAAAGAAGAAAUGUCAGAUGAUUUCUUGAGUACACCAAAUAUGGAGGACACUCAGAAUACUUCUGAUAAUUGGGAAAGACAAUCUGUGAUGUCUGGUUACAGUAGAAGAGGUGAGAAAAGGAGACUUUACAAUUUUGACAUUGGACAAGAAUUAAUCGCAAUCAAAAAAGCUUUUCAUGUUUAGAAUGACCAUUAACUUUAGAAAACUCAGUUUUGAUUGAUUAAAUAAGACAUUUUCAUAUGGACAGGGAAGAUUGAUAUUGAGGCUCUAUUUACAGAGAAAAACUUAUGAGCAACUCAGGAUAUUGAUCACAUGACAAGUUUAAGAAAACUUGUGACACUUUAAAUUUAUAUUUACUUUUUAUACAAAGUAAUUUGUUUUAUCAUGUUAGUCAGGGAUAAGAUUUUGCAUAAUAAAUACACACUGUCAUCAUCACUGUAAGGGAUAGUAAAAGAAUCAAUAACUUAUAAA